This is a messenger RNA of Perca flavescens (yellow perch), 1333 nucleotides long. RefSeq names its product sialic acid-binding Ig-like lectin 12. The record is from RefSeq and is a predicted model, not a curated record. Bases 1 to 1254 code for a protein of 417 amino acids. The transcript is spliced from 7 exons. NCBI's taxonomy places the organism in Eukaryota, Metazoa, Chordata, Actinopteri, Perciformes, Percidae.
AUGGUCCACCCCACGCGCAGAAUCUGUUACGUGAACCUAGAUCUCCAAGAGAGCGACAGCUUUUAUCCAAACAGGGGUGAAAUGCUGAACCCUGCUUAUGUUGGAGAUCAAGGUUCUAAAACUGAAGGCUCAUCUUGGACAAUUAAGGUGCCGUCCUCAGUAAAAGGUCUCCCUGGAUCCUGUGUGGUGAUCCCCUGUUCGUUCAACUACCCAGAUCCAGGCAGGGUGGUCACUGAAUUCACUGGGAUGUGGGCCGAGGGGGAACAUGAGAUCAUCUAUCACCCAGACAAGUUAACAGUGAAGCAGCAGUAUCGGAGUCGGACAGAGCUGUUGGGAGACAUCAGUCAGAAGAACUGUUCAUUUAAGAUUGAUCCCCUUAAACAAAGUGACCAAGGGCCAUUUUAUUUCAGGAUUGAAAUGGCAGGCUAUGAAAAGUUUUCUUACAAAGAGAACACAGUCUCCAUUACAAUGAGUGUACCAAAUCCCAUCCUGUUCUCUGUGAAAGAGGAGGUAGUGGAAGGUGAUAAGGUGUCUGCAUCCUGCUCAGUGUCUCACUCCUGCCCCACCUCUCCUCCUGUCUUCACCUUGAGUCACACUGGACACACACAUGUCCAACCACACCAGCUUGACGAUGGCCAGUGGAGAACAACAUCUACCAUAAACUUUCAAGCUACCAGCGCUGAUCACAACAAGCCUUUACAGUGUACUGUAACAUACCAUGGAGGGCAGCACCAAACAACAUCCAGAGACCUCAAAGUAAAAUAUGCCCCAGUAAAUGUGACGGUUGAGCACAAGUCAGAUGUAAAGGAGGGAGAAGCUGUGCGGCUGAGAUGCUCCAGUGAUGCUCACCCCCCCACCAGCAGCUAUCAGUGGCAUAAUGAAACUGGUGCUCAGCUGCAUCAAGGAAACGUCUACAUGCUGCCAAAUGUCUCCAGACACACAGGAGCUCUGUACUGUACUGCCAUCAAUGCAGUAGGACAAGGCAAUUCAAGCCCUGUGCAGCUUAAUGUGUUAUAUGCCCCUGAGAUUAAGACGGCUUCUUCCUGCUCCUCAGAGGCAGAUAUGGUAAAGUGUGUGUGCAUUGUGGAGUCCAAGCUUCCCAGCAUUGUCUAUUUUGUGCUUUCUGACAGAGUCCUGCCAAGCACCGAGGUAGAGAAACACGGCUUUGUUACCAUUGGGACUCUGCGGGCAAAGUUUGGAUCUUCUGAGGCUGUCUACUGUCUGGCAAACAACACACAGUACAGAAAACUAUAACCACAUCAUCAUUCCCAUGGUGGCAGCAAUUGGUACAGCCGUGAUCUUUGCAGUCUUCUGCAUUUUCAUGGUGAAAAGA